Molecule: messenger RNA, 1085 nt
Organism: Pseudogymnoascus destructans
Lineage: Eukaryota; Fungi; Ascomycota; Leotiomycetes; Thelebolales; Thelebolaceae
Exons: 1
Coding region: 152-556 (134 amino acids)
Source: RefSeq, a predicted model, not a curated record
CUCUCCUCUGCUCUUCUCAAAACGCUUUGCUAUUGUACCAUAUAUAAUCCCCAGUUUGUUUCGGUCUCAUGUUUUCUUUCUUUCCUUUUCUCCUCCGCGCAACACUCAUUUUCAACACGAUCGUUUCUCAUCCGCAACACACUCUUUCGCAAUGGGCCUCGUUGUCAACCUCAUUGCCCUUGCUUUUGGGAUAUUCUUCGGAGUCCCCGCGUCAACUCUCGUUUGGUUGGAACUCCGGGCGUACUGGGAUCCCACUGGUGAAGUGGCUAGGGACCUUCGCUCGUGCCCUCCUCCCUCCUCCUCCCCUUCUCCUCCUCCCCCUCCCCCUCCCCCUCCUCCACCCGUCCGGCGGAGAAAUACUCACCGGACACAGCGUUUGAUAGCAGUACGACUCGGCAUACUAGUUCGCCAGGGACGACGCCACGCCGAAGCGGAUGAGCGGAAGGUGAAGUUACUAGAGACACUGGUUGCCGGACAGCGGACCGGCCCUCCCCGAACUCUUCUCGGAACUGCAAAGGUAGAGUUCGACAUUAGAGACCCGGGUUACUACUUUUAGGGGUCUUGGAGGCGGACCUUAAAGGCUCCUGGCCUUCGAGGACGGAAUCUUCCUGAGGAGGUCGGCCGGCGAAGUCGAACCCCCACCUGUCCGUGGUGCCGGCUACGAACCUUCAGCUCCUUCUGGAGAGCCGACGGGAGUAGCAUAGGACUGAGGGAUAGAGGAAGGGAGAAUGGGGAAAGAUACCGAGGAAGGGAGACGGAGGGGAAAAGGGGGGGGGGGCUGAUGAAUCAAAAUUUGCUUGAGCAUCGCCUCAGUUAGCUGAUGAGCAUAUCGCAGGCUCUGUAUGUAGUUGAAAAGAAUGCUGUGAACUAAAAAUUGGUGGGGAUUCCCUGCUCUGCUCGUGACAGUGAAAGAGUCCCGAAUAGUCCGGACAAACGGCUUGCCUGGAUGGUCGGAGGUCCCUGAGGUGGCAAGACGCUUAUAUAUGGCAGUUUCAUUGUUAAUCUCAGCCUCUGCAACUAAAUAGUAGGCGUAGAUUUUCAAUGCAGCAUUUUUUUUAUUCGUGCAUAGCCUCCUUAUUGGCAUG